Uranotaenia lowii is the source of this 1483-nucleotide messenger RNA. Its product is annotated as pickpocket protein 28-like. The record is from RefSeq and is a predicted model, not a curated record. Gene Ontology annotation, molecular function: ligand-gated sodium channel activity. The transcript has 5 exons. Gene Ontology annotation, biological process: sodium ion transmembrane transport. Bases 44 to 1417 code for a protein of 457 amino acids. Gene Ontology annotation, cellular component: membrane. Lineage: Eukaryota; Metazoa; Arthropoda; Insecta; Diptera; Culicidae.
UCGUGGCCUAACGGAAAAGCAAUCAAUCGACCUCCUAGUAUCGAUGGCGAGUUUGGUGAAUUUUGAAGCGUCAGACGUGAAUGCCUCCCAUGAGCGGAUCUUCGGACAACUUGGCUUCACCCCGCCAACGAUGCUUCUCGAGCUCAGUCAACCCUGUGAACAGCUGAUCCGUUUUUGCUACUGGCUCGGACAGGAGGAACCCUGCGCGGAAGUAUUUCAAACCACCCGGACCCACGUGGGCUUUUGUUGCUCCUUCAAUGCGGACGCAGCGAUGUACGUGAACAAAACCAACAGCCCGUACAGAUCCCAGACGCCGAACAUUCGGGUUUCCGGUUCCGGCAGGCACGUUGGUCUUUCGGUGCUGGUUGAUAUCGAGCCGCAGCAUUAUUUGGCACCGACAAAGUCAUUCUUUGGAGCAGAAGUUUUCAUCCACAGCCCGGACGAUUUGCCUGGGGAUUCGGACUUCGAGGAUAUCCUGCAGCCGGGUUGGGACGUGGACUUUGGUGUAACGCCGAUUCCGAUCGACAGCAGUGACACCCUGAAGCGGGUUCCGUUGAAACAACGCAAGUGUUUUAUGGAAGGCGAGGGAAAGCUACAGUCGAAUAAUCUGUUUAGUUUGAACUACUGCAUGGCGGAGUGUCGUCUUAGGACCAUCAUCAAGUUGUGCAACUGUGUACCUUUCUACUAUGUUGGCUAUAAUGUUUCCGAGGCAGCUCAUGUGCCUGUCUGUACUCUGCAGAAUACAAACUGUUUACGCCUGUAUAGAAAAUUUUUCUACAGUUUAAAGCCUCCGAAAAACAUCGCAGAAGGGCGUAGGUUGAGUUUUGAGCUCGGCAUGGACUGUGACUGUAUGCCGUCCUGCACUUUUUUGAACUAUAACGUGCAAAGUAUCUCAAGCAAAAGGAAAUCAGGACCAUUCACUUCAUCAUAUUUUGGCGGUCGCAACGUGUCCAGCUACGCGACGCUCCACGUCCACUUCAAGGACCUGUACUGCGUCAAGUAUCGACGGGAAGCGUUCAUGACCUGGGACUCGCUGCUGGCUUCGUUCGGCGGAAUCUUCGGGCUGUGCAUGGGCGGUUCGGUGCUAAGCAUUGUGGAGCUGGUUUACUAUUUCCUCAUAAAACCCUUUACGUUUUAUAAGCAAGGUGAGGAUCAACGUUCCUCUGCGGAUCAACGUGUUCGACCGUUGAGUACUCCAUCAUCAUCGGAUGGAAAUGGUCCGUUCCGGAAGCGGAAGAGCAGCUUAAUGUUUCGGCCCCAGCGAUAUCCGGUGCGGUACUUUGAGAGAAGGAAUGUCAUCUGUCGGACUCGAAUGAGCGGAAAAAAUGGGCGGAAGAAAAUGAGCGCCGAAAGACAAAUAACUUCGAGCUACGAGUUGGAAACGAGAGAUGAAAAUGGGGUUAUAAUUCUGUAUUAAAAUAAUACAUCGGUACUCUUUAUUGUUUUUUUUAAAUGGUUACAGCUGUUUGGAGAAUUUAUUUUC